Messenger RNA from Penicillium angulare, 540 nucleotides. RefSeq names its product RING finger protein. Bases 1 to 540 code for a protein of 179 amino acids. NCBI's taxonomy places the organism in Eukaryota, Fungi, Ascomycota, Eurotiomycetes, Eurotiales, Aspergillaceae. The transcript has a single exon. The record is from RefSeq and is a predicted model, not a curated record.
AUGUCCCAAGCUAACGACGAUUGGGAGGUGCCCACCUCGGGGAAUAUGCGUGCACUUUCAGAUUUUGGAGAACUUUCGGAUGAGGAGCUUGUGGAGUUAGCUGAAAGGGAGACUGAUAGUGGUUUGAGAAUGUAUUAUUUACGUAUGCUGCUCCGAUCUCGAGGCCUUGACGGUAUAUUAAACGAACGACUUGAACAACUGACCGCGGAAGGAGAGCAAGGUGAAGAUGAUAAUGAAUUCGAAGUGAGUUUCGGUAUUUUGCCCCGUACCGCCGUUAACCAACAGAUGAUCGACUCGAGUGUGGAAUGCCCUAUUUGUCUUUGCCCCCCGGAACUUGGUGCAUGUGUCUCUACUCUUCAGUGUGGACACCUGUUUGAUACUACUUGCAUUGUUCGAUGGCUAACACAGCAUGAUACCUGCCCCCUUUGCCGACAGAGCGCAUUACUCAUGACGACAAUCCAAUUUAAUAGGGGACUUGGCGAAGGUAAUGAAUUCCCAAGCGAUGGACACGUGCAAGAGCGACAUGUUCGCUGGGCAUAG